Messenger RNA from Phialemonium atrogriseum, 674 nucleotides. RefSeq lists its product as uncharacterized. The record is from RefSeq and is a predicted model, not a curated record. The transcript has 2 exons. NCBI's taxonomy places the organism in Eukaryota, Fungi, Ascomycota, Sordariomycetes, Cephalothecales, Cephalothecaceae. The coding region runs from base 236 to 451 and encodes 71 amino acids.
CAAUCUUGCUGCCUUAGGGCUUACGUGAGAAAUACAAUGUCCUUGACAUGAACACUGCAUCUCCUUUCAUUUUCCUUCCCAGUCACUUUCUCUAGCAUCUUCCAACCUAGCACCACCGUUGUCGUUCACGAUGAUUCUCUCCAAGUUCCCCAAGCUUGCCGUCCUUGCCCUCGCCUAGGCCUCGCCAGCCCUGGCCUGCGUUCAAUACUCCUGCAAUCUCAACUAUAACAACGGGAUGUUCAACGCCGCUCUCACCGACAACGGGGGACAAACAUGCCAGCUUACCAACAAAUACGUUGGACUUAUAUGCGCUGACAAUUACUUCGUUGAGUUGAGCUGCCGUGCCGGCUAUAGCGCCUCCUUUAACUUCGACACGGGGGUAGUUACCUACCGCUACAGCAACUUUGACGGGAGCUUUGGCACGACGACUUCAUCUUACCAGACCACAUGAUGGAAUAUAUUUCAGUGCAAAUGUUUGGGGCUGUUAAGAGCAGAAACGUUAGAGGUGUUGGGGAUGUACGCUUUCACUGAACUUUGUGUUAUCUACUCGAGUACAAGGAUGCCAAUCGAAAAGUAGUGGAGUUGGUUCAAUGGCAUAUAUCCUGACACGUGUGCUCGAAAGCAUAAGCCCCUCUCGCUAUGUUGCCUAGCCUCUCCUAGACCAUUUGGGAAAG